Messenger RNA from Eruca vesicaria subsp. sativa (arugula), 1113 nucleotides. NCBI's taxonomy places the organism in Eukaryota, Viridiplantae, Streptophyta, Magnoliopsida, Brassicales, Brassicaceae. The record is from the annotation of a GenBank genome assembly.
CACAUUCACGCACGCGCAUCUUUUAUUGUUUCUUCUCUCCAUCUUCCACCGUUUCAUACGAAAACUCCUCUCUCUCUACCUUUCUCUCUCAAACCUUCUUUCUUUCUCCGGCCAGUGUGUAAGAUAAGAUGCUCAAGGAACGACGGGUUUUACCGGUUACAAGCAACAGAGACAGGGUAUCGCCUUACCCGCUACGCUCUUGCCGUAGCAAGAAACAGAAAGAAGUCGAGUCAUCACCUCUCGAUGCAGAGAGUGUGAGUGAAUGGGAGGGCGUCAGGUGUGUGAUAUGCAUGGAGUCACCACACAAUGCUGUCCUCUUGCAAUGCUCUUCCUUCUCCAAAGGAUGUCGUGCUUACAUGUGUGACACAAGCGCACGUCACUCCAACUGCUUCAAACAAUACCGCAGAAACAACAGCAACAGCAAGAACACAAGCCGAUGUACUAACAAGACUCUCUACUGUCCCUACUGCAGAGGAGAGGUUUUCGGGACGUUGAAGUCUACUUCUGCACGGAGAUUCAUGAAUGCGAGACCGAGGUGUUGUGCUAUGGACAAGUGUGAUUUCUCUGGGACGUAUACUCAGCUGAAGAGUCACUUGAAAGCUGAGCAUCCGGGUUUUACACCUCCAAAAGUGGAUCCUUUUGAGAAACGCAAGUGGGAUGAUUUGGAAAGAGCUGAGUUCAUUGAGAUGAUAAACGCUCGGCAGAGAUGGGAAUCAGAACAGAGAUCUGUCUAUCAGCUUCCACACCACCAUCCUAUGAUUGAUCUCAACUUUGAUGCUUUCAUGCACAAUCUUUUUAUUGGUGUAAGGGGUCAAGCAAGUACUGCUGCCAAUAGUCAUGGUACCAGAUGGACUCCGUGAAGAUUCCAAGGGCCAAGUGUAUGAUGAAUUCAAUCGAAUUUUUGGUUUUUAUACAAACUGUACUCUCAGUGUUUAGGUGUUUUUUAUAGUGACAUCAGCUCUUGUUCUAGGCAUGAUUCUUAUGUCGUUUGUAUUUAUGUUUGUGUUAGUCAAGUGUUCCAUAGUUGCGAGCUCAGCUUCUUAUAUUCAGAUGAUUCUGUCUAAAAAUCAAAAUAUACAUUCACAUUUGUUCAUGCUUUGUUAUAAGGUUGCA